CAUGCCUGCAUGUCUGUGAGCGAGAGAAGGAAGGGAAGGGUGACAGGGAGAGGGAGAAGAGGAAAAUUACCUUCUUCAUCUUGGUCGAGAAAGCACCGGAAAAUAUUCAUCUUACUUUUACCUCAGAGCAGCAGAAACUGUCGCAGCUCCAACGACCUCAGGGAUCAGGCCUGCUGGGUGGUGCCACGUGCCAGGUUCAAGUCUGCGACGGGAAGAGCAGACGUUCUGACCUCGGGCCAGCCAAGGGCUGCAGAACUGCUGAGCUGCCACGCGACGUCCAGCUGUUAUGUCCAGCGUCUAAAUGAGUGCAGAGGAAAGGCUGAAAGGAAAGACAGGGUGACACCCUUGAGCACUCUUUUGCUUCUGAUCGAGAUUUUCCUUCCCAAGUCAUGCUUUCCACAAAUUCAGAGCCCAGUACCUUGGACUCCCAGUCUUCGACCACCUUGUUCUUAUCCUCAGAGGAGCCAGGCCCCUCCACCGCCGCUCUGCCGUCUCCCUCCUCCUCCUCCUGCGAGCAUGGGCCCCAGGCCUUUUCCCCGGACCCCGUGGUGAUGCCCCCGCCGCUGCCGCCGCCGCCGCCGCCGCCGCUCCCGGCAGCCGCUACGCCUCCCGGCUGCGGCGCUCCCCGGCGCCCCGGCCUGUACUCGGUGGUCGCCUCCUCCCCGGAGCCGGCCCCGCGCCUGGUCGACUGGCUGCCCGGCGGCCGGGGGGAUGAGCGGGAGCGGACGCCGCCAGUCCUGGCGCAGGCCCAGCACCCCGGCCCAGCGGGCACCCAGGAGGGCGCGGAGCACCCGGGAGCCUCCUCUCCGCCCUGCGCCCGGGCCGCCGCCGCCGCCGGGAGCUUGGAAGCCAAUGUCGGGGACAUCCUCGUGGAGCUGCGGGCGAUGAAUGGCCACCUGGACGUCAUAGCGCGGGCCCUCACCAAACUGGCCUCGUCUCUGGGGCCUCAGUCCCAGCCCCCGCCGGAUGCCCCCGAUGCCAACUAAAGGAGCUCCGGGGAGGC
This is a messenger RNA of Choloepus didactylus (southern two-toed sloth), 1003 nucleotides long. RefSeq names its product protein enabled homolog. The record is from RefSeq and is a predicted model, not a curated record. The transcript has 2 exons. NCBI's taxonomy places the organism in Eukaryota, Metazoa, Chordata, Mammalia, Pilosa, Megalonychidae. The coding region runs from base 390 to 986 and encodes 198 amino acids.